GGCUAUGCGCGUUCCCGCCACUCUCCCAGAAGCAGCGGCAGUAGUAGUCUUCGGCGGCGGCGCUGCUGCUGCGCCGGUGGCGGGGAGAGCGCAACGUCCCUUCUGUGGCUGAGGCGCGGUCCUCGCUCCGGCGCCACCUCUUUCCCUGGGCCACCAUGGAGCUCUUCCAAGCCAAGGACCACUACAUCCUCCAGCAGGGUGAACGGGCGCUCUGGUGUAACCGCGUCGACGGCAGUUUCCAGCUCCGUCCCGCUACGGACCUUCUCCUUGCUUGGAAUCCAAUUUGUCUGGGGCUGAUAGAGGGAAUCAUUGGGAAAAUUCAGCUUCAUACAGAUCUGCCAUGGUGGUUGCUUCUUGUUCGCCAAAAAGUUGUUGUUGGCAAGCUUCCAGGAGAACAUGAAGUAUGCAAGAUAACAAAGAUUACAGCAGUACCACUUUCAGAAGCAGAACCUCAGGACCUGGAGUUGGAGCUCUGUAAAAAACAUCAUUUUGGAAUAGACAAACCAGAGAAGAUUACACAGUCUCCAGAUGACUCUAAAUUUCUGCUGAAGACCUUCACUCAGAUUAAAUCAAAUGUUUCUGCUUCUAAUAAAAAGAAGGUCAAAGAAAGUAAAGAGAAGGAGAGACUAGAAAGGAGGCUGCUAGAAGAAUUAUUGAAAAUGUUUAUGGACUCGGAUUCUUUUUAUUACUCUUCGAGUUACGACUUAACAAACUCUGUGCAAAGGCAAAGUGCAUGUGAGAAGGCCAACUUGCCGCUUUGGAAGAAGGUUGAUGACAGAUUCUUUUGGAACAAACACAUGGUUCAAGAUCUGAUCAAUAUUGGGAAUUGUGAAGUGGAUUUUUGGAUUACCCCAGUCAUACAGGGAUUUGUACAGAUUGAAGAGCUUGUAGUUAAUUAUAGCGAAGCUUCAGAUGAAGAGAAAAGCAGUCCUGAGACACCACCUCAGGAGUCCAUUUGUGUGGAUGACAUUCACCCAUGUUUUCUUGUGGCACUUAUCUCCCGUAGAAGCCGCCAUAGAGCUGGGAUGCGUUACAAACGAAGAGGGGUUGAUAAAAAUGGGAAUGUGGCAAAUUAUGUAGAGACAGAACAACUGAUUCAUGUCCAUAACCACACCCUCUCAUUUGUUCAAACAAGAGGCUCUGUGCCUGUGUUCUGGAGCCAGGUUGGUUAUAGAUACAACCCCCGGCCACGAUUGGACAAAUGUGAAAAGGAAACCAUUUCAUAUUUUCGUGCACAUUUUGAGGAGCAGUUGAAAAUUUACACAAAACAGGUUAUCAUUAACUUGGUGGACCAAGCUGGACGGGAAAAAACUAUUGGUGAUGCUUUUCUUAAACAAGUUUUGCUGUAUAAUAAUCCAAGCCUUACAUAUGUUUCAUUUGACUUCCAUGAACACUGCCGUGGAAUGAAGUUUGAAAAUGUUCAAACACUAACAGAUGCCAUAUCAGACAUUAUUACUGAUAUGAAGUGGUGCUGGGUGGACCAAGCUGGCGUUAUUUGUAAGCAGGAAGGAAUUUUCCGAGUUAACUGUAUGGAUUGUUUGGAUCGAACCAAUGUUGUUCAGGCUGCUAUUGCUCGUGUAGUUAUGGAACAGCAGCUGAAGAAAUUGGGUGUUAUGCCACCAGAACAGCCUUUGCCUGUGAAAUGCAAUAGAAUCUACCAGUUAAUAUGGGCGAACAACGGUGAUGCCAUAAGCAGACAGUAUGCUGGAACAGCAGCUUUGAAGGGUGACUUCACAAGGACCGGUGAAAGGAAGCUGGCAGGAGUUAUGAAAGAUGGAGUUAACUCUGCAAAUAGGUACUACUUAAACCGCUUCAGGGAUGCUUAUAGGCAGGCAGUCAUAGAUUUAAUGCAGGGUAUUCCUGUGACAGAGGACCUCUAUUCUAUAUUUACAAAAGAGAAAGAACAUGAAGCUUUGCACAAGGAAAAUUUGAGAAGUCAUCAGGAGCUAAUCAGCCAGCUAUUACAAAGCUAUAUGAAGCUGCUUUUACCAGAUGACGAGAAAUUCCAUGGUGGUUGGGCACUUAUUGAUUGUGACCCAAGCCUUGUCGAUGCCACUCAUAAAGAUGUUGAUGUUCUGUUUCUACUUUCCAACUCUGCAUAUUAUGUAGCUUAUUAUGAUGAUGAAGUUGACAAAGUAAAUCAGUACCAAAGGCUGAGCCUUGAUGAUUUGGAGAGAAUAGAAAUAGGACCUGAACCAACUCUCUUUGGAAAGCCCAAAUUCUCAUGUAUGAGGCUGCAUUAUAAGUACAAAGAUACAAGUGGAUAUUUUCAUACUCUUAGAACUGUAGUGCGCAACCCUGAAGAGGAUGGAAAAGACACACUACAGUGCAUUGCAGAGAUGCUCCGAAUCACUAGACAAGCCAUGGGAUCAGAUUUACUUAUUGUUGAGAGAAAAUUGGAGAGAAAGAGCAGUAAACCCCAUGAAGACAUCAUUGGCAUCAGAUCGCAGAAUAGAGGCUCACUGGCACAGGGGAAGAAUUAUUUAAUGAGCAAGUUCUCUUCUCUUAAUCAGAAAGUAAAACAAACAAAAUCAAAUGUAAAUAUCGGCAGUCUUAGAAAGUUGGGGAACUUUGCCAAGCCUGAAAUGAAAGUAAAUUUUUUAAAGCCCAAUCUGAAAGUAAAUCUUUGGAAGUCAGACAGUAGCCUUGAAACAAUGGAAAAUCCCAUGACUGAUACUAAAGUCUGUGCAGAAUCAGACAUUGAGAUUUCUUCAGAUAAUGACUCAUUCCAUUCAGAUGACUUCCUUACAAAUUCUAAGUCUGAUGAGGACCAGCAAUUUGUUGACUCCCUGGAGACCGUGGGCCAGAUAGAUUAUGUUCUACCUAGCUGCGGUAUCAUUGCUUCUGCUCCUCGUCUAAGCAGUCGGUCCCAGUCUAUAAGCAGUGCGGACAUCAAUAUUAACAUUCCCAUUCCUACAGAAAUCCAUAUUGAACAAUGUGGAGAUCAAACUAACAGAUCUGAAUUUGAAGGCCAAGCAUUUCAGGAAACUCCAUCCAAUGAGGAUGCAGCAGUGGAGUUUACUAAGCCAAUUGAUGCAUACUGCCACCGAUUUGUACAAGAUGCUCAAAAUAAGAUUACCAGUGCUUCAGAAAUAGAUGCCAGAUCUCAAGAGCCUCACAAGGAAAUGGAUCGCAUUAGCAAUAAUUCUAAGAAAAUGGACCCUUACUUUAUAAAAGAGAUUCCAUCUAGACCAUCUAGAUUAGAUGUCCUAGUUACAGAGCCAGGCUCACAGCUCUUAGUAGUUGAACAGAUUAAUUCUCCUAGGCCUCGUAAUACCCCAGGCUCUGCAUCUAGUGUUCUUGAAGCUGAACCAGGGUUUGAUACGUCACCUUCGCCGGCAGAGAAUAAUGGUAGCAGGGCAGUCUCUCCCUUUGCAAAGAUCCGCAGUUCCAUGGUCCAGGUAGCUAAUAUUACGCAAGCUGGUUUGACCCAAGGAAUUAACUUUGCAGUAGCUAAAGUUCAGAAGAGUCCAGCGGACCCAGAAUCUGUAAAUGAGAUUCAGCAAAAUGAACUGAGAGAAAUGUUUACACAGUGUCAGACGCGAAUAAUUCAGAUCUAGUGAUCAAGUCGUUCUACUUCAGUUGUACAUAUUGCUAAACAAAGAUAACAAAAGCCCUUAUGAAAAACUGACUGCCAUUGAGUAUAAAAAUACUACCAAUAACUAUGUUUACAGAAAGUCUUGGGAUAAAUGAGAGUUGAAUUCUGAACUGGUUUCAGAACUAUCCUCUGGUACCUGUUCUGGUGAAAGUAAAUCUUGCUAAAUAAGUAGCUCAUUCACCAGUUUCUGAUAUGCAUAUUAGAUGGGGUGAUCAGUUGCACAAUUUAUCUUUUUUUAGACCAGUUCUGAUGAGUCUUCUGAUUUCUGUAGAAUAUUUAUACUGUGGGCCUGUCACUGGGUACCUGUUACCUUACUAAUCUUGCACUGUAGCAAUGAAAUAUUUUACUCACAGAUGACAUUCUAUUUAUUUUUCAGACUAACUUUUUUAAUUUAAGCUUUUAAUGUGUGUUCCUUGAUGUUCUAGUUGCAUUCCUAAAGAAAUAGUCUUUGCAGAUACGUGUGCAUACUAAGGGUUUACUUCUUCCUACCUCCUUUAAUUUACUUCUAUGGUAUCUUGGAGCAAUCUAAUAUAGUAAUGUAUAAAAGCUUGCAGUGCAGCUACUGAAAGAAUUUUUUUGUAAAUGGUGUAUCUGGAAGCUAUUGUGUGUCUUCUGUUUAAUGACCCUAGCUCUGCUGUUGACCAAAACCCUUUGAGGAAACACUGGGGUCUUGUCUUAACAGAUAACUGAAUGUCAGAUAUACUGUGUCCAAGACAUUAGAACAUUGUCUAAACCUAACUACCAAAAAUACCAUACAAAAUUUAUACAACCAUAAAAUUAUACUGCUGAUAUUUAAAACUAGAUUAAUCCAAAGGAUUUCAAAGCUGUUCAAGUAGUAGAAAUCCACUAUGAGAUCAUCUCAGCCUUUGUUACAGCACUGAUUGGGAAUGAACCGUAGUGUUUGUCCUGGGAUUCCAAAAGCCUGAUGUGUUGGGAUACAUUUCUUUAUCACUUACUGGUAUAUAUCCCAGAACAAUUGGCUGAUGUUCCAUAGUAGAACAUAGCAAUAGGAACAGUGACAUUGGAUACUGCUGUCUUGUGCUUCUUAGCCUUAGUAGUCCUCCACUCCUGAGCCAGGAUCUCUUUAUGUUAGUACAUGUGCACUAUAGCUAGGCUGCACGUGAUGUUCUAAGCAGUGGAACAAGUGUCAUAAUGAUAGUACUGUGUCUUUGAACAUCUCUAAUAUAACAGAAGUGAUCAUCAACUUAACCUGAUUGUCUUUUUGUUGGAAGCUUUUGAUACUGGUUCCAUUUUGUUAUUUAUUUCUUACUUUGUGAUAUGUUUCUUUUUGGAGUGUCUGUACAAAUUGGUGACUAUUUAAAAUAAAAUUGUAUUGUUUUAAUGUGGGAGACAUGAGAAAUAUUUUAAUAAAAAAUGAUAUACAGCAAA
Molecule: messenger RNA, 4987 nt
Organism: Heteronotia binoei (common prickly gecko)
Lineage: Eukaryota; Metazoa; Chordata; Lepidosauria; Squamata; Gekkonidae
Gene: INPP5F
Product: inositol polyphosphate-5-phosphatase F
Exons: 20
Coding region: 156-3560 (1134 amino acids)
Biological process (GO): regulation of endocytic recycling; phosphatidylinositol dephosphorylation
Cellular component (GO): early endosome; clathrin-coated endocytic vesicle
Molecular function (GO): phosphatidylinositol-4-phosphate phosphatase activity
Source: RefSeq, a predicted model, not a curated record